Messenger RNA from Leguminivora glycinivorella, 1191 nucleotides. RefSeq names its product odorant receptor 49b-like. The record is from RefSeq and is a predicted model, not a curated record. Gene Ontology annotation, cellular component: plasma membrane. The coding region runs from base 1 to 1191 and encodes 396 amino acids. Gene Ontology annotation, biological process: sensory perception of smell; detection of chemical stimulus involved in sensory perception of smell. Lineage: Eukaryota; Metazoa; Arthropoda; Insecta; Lepidoptera; Tortricidae. Gene Ontology annotation, molecular function: olfactory receptor activity; odorant binding. The transcript has 2 exons.
AUGAAUGAACUAAAAGUUGAUUGUAUAAAAUACAAAUCGUUCAAUGAUACAUUCAGAUUUUGCUCUUUUGCACUUGCCUUAGGGCUUAUUUACCCGAACCGUAAGAAUGUGUGUCUAAGAUCAACGCUUUUCUUCUUUGUACUGCUGUUUAAUUUUGGUACGCUCUUUUGGUUCAUAUGGUACACUCUCAAAUGUUUGUGGCAACUGGACAUUUAUAACUCAACGAGAAACAUAACGGUUGGAGUUAUCAUCCUACUUUUUGUUUUUAAAACCAUUUAUGCACAUUUUAAAACUGAUUUGUUCGCAUCUCUGUUAGAGCAGAUUACUAAAGAUUUAUUGAAAGGAAACAACCUGGAUGCAGACUAUCAAGAAAUUUACGACUAUUAUAUAAAACAAGGCCUGUUCGGUCAGAAAUGUUACGUAUGGAUUCCCAUUAUUUUGACAUCGAUAUUCCCUGCAUACGCCGGUAUAAGCAUGACUUACGAAAGCUUGAGAACUGAUAACUACAAAAAGGUUAUGUUGCAUGAAAUGGAUUUGAAAUUUAUUGAAGACAAGCAAUACGAUUUCCCAUAUUUUGAAUUAGUAUUUGCAUACUACUUCUUGGGGAUUUGUGUUCUGGUGCCUAAUUUUGCAGGCUUCGAUGGGUCGUUCUGUAUUGCGACCAGUCACCUCCGUAUGAAAAUAAAGCUUAUGACUCAUAGCAUUCAAAGAGCUUUUACGGAUUCGAAGGACAUAUUGGAGCUAAGAGCGAGAUUGAAGACUUGUGUUAAAGAUCACCAAGAAGCGCUUGAGUUUUAUGUUCUGAUUCAGAAACUGUAUGGAGGCUGGUUAUUCGCUGUAUUUCUGCUGACUUCGUUCCUGAUCUCUUGCAACCUGUAUCAGAUAUAUCUGACUGGCGUUGACCCCAGAUACACAAUGUUCGCUGCCACUGGCGUAUUUCACAUGUACACGCCAUGCUACUUCGCGAGCUGUUUGAUUGAGUUAGGCGAACAGUCCUGCACAGACAUGUACUGCGCUGCAUGGGAGACCUGGGCCGACCCGGCCGUCACCAAGCUGCUCAUGUUCAUCAUGGCUCGCUCGCAGAAGCGCCUCCUGCUUGACGGAUUGGGCAUCGUCACCUUCAACAUGGAGAGCUUCGUGUCGCUGAUGCAGACCUCUUAUUCUUUCUUUACUUUGAUCACUAGUAAAUAA